Dendroctonus ponderosae (mountain pine beetle) is the source of this 2142-nucleotide messenger RNA. RefSeq names its product GTP-binding protein 1 (gene GTPBP1). The record is from RefSeq and is a predicted model, not a curated record. The transcript is spliced from 12 exons. Gene Ontology annotation, molecular function: translation elongation factor activity; GTP binding; GTPase activity. Gene Ontology annotation, biological process: translational elongation. The coding region runs from base 225 to 2123 and encodes 632 amino acids. Lineage: Eukaryota; Metazoa; Arthropoda; Insecta; Coleoptera; Curculionidae.
GCGGGAGAAUCGCGUCAGCUGUGAAUCGAUGACGGCUGGCUGUCAGUGUUUUUCUAUAUCAACAUUUGGUGUGCGAAAAAAUAAAUAGAAAAUACAAAACAUUGGUCGAUUGUCGAGCGACCAGACAUGAGCCCUGCAAAAACGAAACCAUCGACUUACUAACAGAUUUGAAAUUAACACCCUCUCAGAUGACGUAAUGGUGUGAAACGAUUCGCACAACCACAAUGGCGGAAUCAUUGAGCUCGUUCGUGGAGAAACACGAGCCGAAAUCGUGCGAAUUCGACAAAAUUCUUGGACGUGACGUGCUGGUGGCGCCCUCUAGCGAACAGUACACUCUAUUAACCAAGCGACUCAAACAGCAACUGGGCGAAGGACGUGGAGAGGUUAUUAUAGAGAUUGGAGCCUCGGAAGAUGGAAGCGAAAGCGGUUUACUGGCGGACGAACUGGAAGCGGCUGCAGCCACUUUGCAUUCAUUGGCUGACAAUCUGAACUGCUCAUGCGUACGGCUGCGCGAACGAAAGGAAAGGCGCGGAUUGGUCGUCCAGUAUUUGAUUCGGCGUGUUCUGGACCAAUCAGAUUUCUUGGAGAUUCGGGUGGCGGUAGUGGGAAACGUUGACGCAGGCAAAUCCACCUUAUUGGGCGUGUUGACGCAUGGAGGUCUUGACAAUGGGCGUGGCACCGCUCGGCUAAAACUCUUUCGGCACAAACAUGAAAUGGAAUCCGGCCGAACCAGUUCAGUGGGAAAUGACAUUCUCGGAUUUGAUGGCGAAGGCAAUGUGGUGAACAAGCCGGAACAUGGCGCGCUCGACUGGGUGAAAAUUUGCGAAAAAAGUUCGAAAGUGAUCACGUUCAUUGACCUGGCCGGGCAUGAGCGAUAUUUGAAAACGACCGUUUUUGGCAUGACUGGGCAUGCGCCCGACUUUGGAAUGCUGAUGGUCGGGGCCAACGCUGGCAUCAUCGGCAUGACUAAAGAACACUUGGGUUUGGCUCUCGCCUUGUCAGUGCCAGUUUUUGUUGUCGUCACGAAAAUUGACAUGUGUCCAGCCAAUGUGCUUCAGGAUAACCUCAAAAUGCUGGUGCGCAUCCUCAAAUCGCCCGGCUGUCGCAAAGUGCCCGUCAUGGUCAAGACGCAGGAUGACGUAGUGUUGAGUGCGACCAAUUUCGUCUCCGAACGGUUAUGUCCGAUCUUCCAAGUGUCAAAUGUGACAGGCGAAAACCUGCCGAUGCUGAAAAUGUUCCUCAAUCUGCUCACCACCAAGAUGGAGUAUCAGGAAAAUGAGCCGGCGGAGUUUCAGAUCGAUGACACUUACUCGGUUCCGGGGGUGGGCACAGUGGUGUCCGGGACGACCCUAAAGGGCGUGAUUCGUCUGAAUGACAUUUUGAUGCUGGGACCGGAUCCGCUCGGCCGAUUUGUGCCAAUCGCUGUCAAAAGUAUCCACCGGAAGCGGAUGCCCGUUAAGGAAGUGCGCGCAGGUCAAACGGCCAGUUUCGCCCUGAAAAAGGUGAAAAGGUCGCAGAUCCGCAAGGGAAUGGUGAUGGUUUCGCCCACAUUGAAUCCGCAGUCCUGCUGGGAGUUUGAGGGCGAAAUUCUCGUUUUGCACCAUCCGACAACGAUUAGUUCACGGUAUCAGGCGAUGGUACAUUGCGGCAGCAUCAGACAGACGGCCAGCAUAAUUUCCAUGUCGAAGGAGUGCCUGCGCACUGGUGACAAGGCGCUGAUUCACUUCCGGUUCAUCAAACAUCCGGAAUACGUAACGGCCGGCCAGCGAAUGGUGUUCCGAGAGGGACGCACCAAGGCUGUAGGCAACGUGGUGCGCAUUAUCACUCAAGCCUCCCCAAGUCAUCAUGCCGCCCGCUCGAAACAGAACAACAGCAAACAGCAACAGCGCCAGAAGCAAACGAAAGAAGUUCUGGGUGAAGAUGGGCCGGCCGGUGAUGGGGAGGAAAAGGAAAAUUGCCCGAAUGAGUUCCAAAUGACUGACGAGCACUUUCAAACGGGCGAUUCGGCGCACGAGGGCACCAAAAGAGGGCGCGGCCGUCGUGGGACGGGCGCCACUGGGCGUGGCCGGCCCCCAGCCGACCCCACUUUAUCGUCCCACCGCCCUCCAAAGCGUGUGCAAUAGAGUUCAGUAUUUUUGUGUU